Molecule: messenger RNA, 1207 nt
Organism: Helianthus annuus (common sunflower)
Lineage: Eukaryota; Viridiplantae; Streptophyta; Magnoliopsida; Asterales; Asteraceae
Product: putative [ribosomal protein S18]-alanine N-acetyltransferase
Exons: 2
Coding region: 27-575 (182 amino acids)
Molecular function (GO): acyltransferase activity, transferring groups other than amino-acyl groups
Source: RefSeq, a predicted model, not a curated record
AGUAAUAAUACGGAGUGCUCCCAAACAUGCCCGAAGUCGGCCCGUCCAUUUUCCUCAGUAGGGUAUCGUUGCAGAAGCUGCAAAUUCUGAAAACCAUGGCAGACGGAUCCAUGGAGUUGACCGAGCUCCACAGAAAGUCAACCAACUGGGCUAAAACAGUGGAUGAAAUAGUAAAGCUAGAGAAGAAGAUCUUCCCCAAGCACGAAUCACUCGCACGAUCUUUCGACGAUGAAUUGAAGAAGAAGAACAGCGGUUUGCUCUACUUGCAAUUCAAUAGCGAAAUUGCUGGUUACGUUAUGUAUACAUCACCUUCUUCACUCUGUGCCGUCAUCACUAAACUCGCAGUGAAGGAGAAGUAUAGGAGACAAGGGCAUGGGGAGGCACUGAUGAAAGCAGCAAUAGAAAAAUGCAGGAGUAAACGCAUAAACCGUAUAUCACUUCAUGUGGAUCCUUUAAGAAGUUCAGCAGUCAGUCUAUACAAGAAACUUGGUUUUCAAAUCGACACUCUGGUAACAGCUUAUUAUUCUUCCGAUCGUGAUGCAUAUAGAAUGUUCAUAGACUUUGAUAACGAGUAGCUAGCUAUUAAACUCAAAAGGCGAGUGCCUAAGUUUUGUACUAAGUUUUGAUAACGGAUAACAUGCUGGUACCACAAGAUUUUGGGAAGAGAGGUGUUGAAGCCCAAGUAUUCCAUUUUUAAUCCAGGAAUAAUGGAUUUUAAUAAUCCAAACUAUUAGCCGCUGGCCGACAACGGUCCAAACUUCAAAAAUAACUAGUGGUGGUCCCACCUUUUCACAUUUUGUAAACUAACGGACUUUUACUAACAUAACCUUAAUUUCUUUCUGUCCUCUUGUCGUUUUCGGUUUAGUAAAGGUCCAUUGGUUUACAAUAUAUCAAAAGAUGGGACCACCACUAGUUAUUUUUGAAGUUGGGACCGUUACCGGCCAAUGGCUAAUAGUUAGGAUUAUUAAAAUCCAUUAUUCCUUAAAUCCAUUACUUCACAUCCAAUCAUAUGCAGUAACCUCAUGCCACCCCAUUGUGAAGAAGAAAUUGAAAUAUGAUAAUGUGACAUUGAUGUGAAGAAGAGAAGGUUGUGAGAUGAGUCGGAAGAAAUGUAUCUAUACCAUGUAGCUUAAGAGUCGAUAAAUGUCUAUCAACUCUACGUUCAUAUACGUCAACACUCACUAUAUCAACAUCUUCUUACGAAUUC